AUGGAGCGAAUGCACUGUGCAGAGUUGAGAACUUUACAACCGCCGUCGCUUGUCGGAAUUGUGAGCCAAUUGGUCGAUGAUCACAUGGUUUUCUUCAAAGACAAGUUGAAGAUCGAUACUCCACUCUUUCCGGAGGUGAAUGCAUAUUCCUUGAUUGCAAUGACCUACCAAUUCCUUAUUCGGUGGGUUCACCAUUGUUCCCAAGAUUUAGUAACAAUGAUGGAACUGACUAUUCCGGCUUCACAGAUCAAGCAUCCGGAAUUCACAAAUCAAAGAGAAAAGGCCCGCUCCUUCCCUUGA
Botrytis fragariae is the source of this 300-nucleotide messenger RNA. RefSeq lists its product as uncharacterized. The record is from RefSeq and is a predicted model, not a curated record. The transcript is spliced from 2 exons. Lineage: Eukaryota; Fungi; Ascomycota; Leotiomycetes; Helotiales; Sclerotiniaceae. The coding region runs from base 1 to 300 and encodes 99 amino acids.